This is a messenger RNA of Symbiodinium sp. CCMP2592, 693 nucleotides long. The record is from the annotation of a GenBank genome assembly. NCBI's taxonomy places the organism in Eukaryota, Dinophyceae, Suessiales, Symbiodiniaceae.
AUGGGCAAGUGCUGCAACGACCUUGGCUCCAGCCCGACCCUGCAGCUCUUCAUCAUCAUCUCCUUGUUUGCCUAUAUUGUGAUCACCCUUGUCAACAUCGUGGUCGACUUUCUACAGCAAGACUAUGAGAUUCCGUACGACGUCUUGAACCCGAGUGUUACGGUGGUCAUGCUAGGCAUCUUCAUCGUAUUCUGGCUUACCUGCUGCUCCCGAUGCUGUGCGCCCUGCUUCUGUGGACCCGAGAUGCCCGAUGUUCCUGCCGGCUGCAUGUGCCAACAGUGUGGAGGUAAUCCGGCGAUGAUGGACUGCCCGUUUUACAUCGUGUUCCUGCUGGAUGGUGUGGCAGGAUCGCCUGAUGCAGCCAUCGAUUCGAUACUGAACGACCCGAACGUGGAUUGGGAUACAGCAAUUGAGAUGAUCGAGUUCAUCGAUAAUUUCACGUGGCUUCACUACCUCCGCUUCGUCCUGCUUGUCAUGGCAAUCGCCGGGAUCGUUCAGGCAAUCACGAAGCGCAAAAUGAUGCUGAACGGGGAGUGCAAAUCAUCCGCCGCCUAUGGGGCUCCACCCAGCUAUGCCGGUCCACCAGCCUAUGCCGGGGCUGCACCGGUCACUGUUGGUGCGCCAGUGGCGGUACCGGCUGUUGUGCAGGCCACGGUGGUCCAGGAGACCAAUGAGUCCAAUCAGAUUGCAUAG